Corythoichthys intestinalis (scribbled pipefish) is the source of this 2333-nucleotide messenger RNA. RefSeq names its product protein phosphatase 1, regulatory subunit 3Da (gene ppp1r3da). Gene Ontology annotation, biological process: regulation of glycogen biosynthetic process. The transcript has 2 exons. The record is from RefSeq and is a predicted model, not a curated record. Lineage: Eukaryota; Metazoa; Chordata; Actinopteri; Syngnathiformes; Syngnathidae. Gene Ontology annotation, cellular component: protein phosphatase type 1 complex. Bases 304 to 1227 code for a protein of 307 amino acids. Gene Ontology annotation, molecular function: glycogen binding; protein phosphatase 1 binding.
GACUUUAAGAUAGUAUUUUUUUAUAUAUAGAUUAAGAUGUGCAGUUGUCGCCGAAAUUUGAGACUAUCACAGGGAAAUAAAGGUUCAAGUCGAGGCUGCAGCAUGGAACUCGGAGCUAAGAUUUUUACAUGGUGAUGUCAAUUCAACGUCUCAUUUUAUUAACAGAUUGCUGAGGUAUUCUAGAACUUCAACAAUAACUUAAAUGCUGCCUUGCACCUUUUUGCCGAGUGGGCCCACACGCCUAGAUUUUCUUCCUGACUGUUAAUGCCUUCACAUGUAAGCAGCUGACCAGUCUCUGAAACCAUGGACAGAGGGUGGUUUAUUGGCCAAGAGAAGGUUUUGCCCACAACAUCUGAACAGGACAAACCUUUGACCGAUGCUUGUACGUUAUUUUCCAAGCCUUAUUUGGCAAUCAACCUGAAUGACAUGCUACGGCACAUAAAAAGUGAUGUGGAGAAGAAGCCGAUUCCCAUCCGACCGCCAUGUCCCAGAUUGUCUACCCCAAGUGCUCUGAACGGCCACACACCAUUGUGUGAGCCCAUUCCAAAAUCCAUCAUCCGACAACGCUCACGGUCUCUUCCACCUACCACAGAAAAAAGGAGGAAAUGCAGACAUAUUGGCGUACGAUUUAUUGACUCCCUUGGCCUUGACCUGGAGGAUAUCAAGUUUUUCAAAGCUGGAGAUGAACCAUCCGUACCACAUCAUGUCAGAUUUAAAUUACUGAUGGGAGCAGAGUUGGCAGGUGGAAACCAUUUGGAGAUAUCUUUGCCAUACUUAAAACCCCUUUUUGAUCAACAGACCAGUGAUCAACCGGGAUUUUUGCAUCGUCUCUGCAAACACAAAGUGUGUCUAGAGCGAGUCCGAGUGUUUGAAUUUUGUGUCAUUGGAAUCGCCCAGGUGCUCAAUCUGGAUUUUGAGAAAGAUGUAACAGCUCGGUAUUCAUUCACAGAGUGGAAGAGCUGUGCAGAAACAAAGGCCUCGUGGGUCUCUACCAACACCAAGAUCUAUGAAGGAGAUGGUCAACUCACAUGUGAUAUGUUCCGUUUCUAUUUGCCUGUCCCUCCAUUCCUGCAGCCUGGGGCAGUGUUGGAAUUUGCCAUCAAGUACAAGGUUUGUGGAACUGAAUACUGGGACAAUAAUGACGGACAAAAUUACAAGUUAGUUUGUUAUAGUUACACACACACUGUGCCCAAGGAAUGUGAGGAUAGCAUGGUUCACUUUUUUUAGGAUGCUGACUGAAGGCAAAUAAAAAGCACACUUGUAAGACUUUUCCGAUAUUGACAAAGCACCUUUUAUUUGAAAAAUAACACACUACACCUGAACUUGUAAUUAACUGACCUUUGGUGGAAUAACUAAAUCCGUCAGUGAAUGCAGUUAUACCUUUUUCAUAUGUUGUCAUUUUAUACUGCUGUACAUAAUUUGACUGGCACAAGCAUUCCUAUACGUUUAUACUUGGCAAUAAGGUUAGCAAAAUAUUACAGAAUGUAGUAUAUAACUUAUUAAGUCACUCAAAGAAAAGGCUGUAUGGCCCUCAAAUCUUAGCGUGGCUCAAUGUGUUUGUAAACAAAAACAAAAAAAAUGAAGAAAAUGUGCAACUUCUGUUGUACAAUUCACAAAUGAGGACUAUUUUCUGUCAUGUGUGAUACAAAUCAGGACUUUUUUGUAAUAAAGAUGUGAUCAUAUCUGGUGUUUGUUCCCCCCCAUCCUCCAGUAAAUAGGCCAGUAGCAGUGGUACUUUGUUGGUGUUUUUUUUUAUUUUUUUUUUUUAACUAUAUUGAUUGGUGUCAUACGCUGAUCACUGAUCUUACUUCUGAAAAGUAAGAACACAUGACUAGCUAUAGUCCCGUAACGCUUGUAAACUCAGGGUCGGAAGAAGGACAGGCAGGCGGAGGCUACGAACAGGCUGGGCGCUUGUGGCACACUUUUAUUCAGCAAAAAGAAAACAUCCAAAAAGAUAAACAAACCAAAACUCGUCGUCGUAUGUCACGGCCACGCUGUGGAAUACCUCUGGUCGUCUCACGACCGGUCCCAAGUCUCUUACUCCUUUCUCUCUCACGACCUCUCCCCAUUUAUCUGUUGGGGAGAGCACCUAGAUGGGUGACGAGCCACCAGGUGUGGCCUGAUGAGGCAAUUGCUGACAGGUGUGGUGGUCACCGUACAUGGUGCUGAACCCCUGUGGUGAGCCCUGUGGAACUGUUCACUGGAGCGUAGCCUCCACCUAGUCUCAGCAUGGCAAAAACACUUUUAACCCACAUACGACUAGUAUGACUUCCAUGUGCUUGCAGAGUUCUCAACUUUUAGAAACACUCAUUUCUACAUGUAUUGAUAUAAUA